Molecule: messenger RNA, 2673 nt
Organism: Pomacea canaliculata
Lineage: Eukaryota; Metazoa; Mollusca; Gastropoda; Architaenioglossa; Ampullariidae
Exons: 2
Coding region: 312-1178 (288 amino acids)
Source: RefSeq, a predicted model, not a curated record
AUGCGUGCAUAUAUUAAGGGGGUCAGGGCGAGGGCGGGCAUUUCACUCGUUGGUUUGUUUCUCUUGGAAGGUUGCCUCAUCUUUCUCUCAUCCAUCGACGUGCUGUGUGACGUAGGCAGGGUCACUUUAUGACAGUGCACCUUGCCACUCGGUUGUUUCUACCCUGCUGUAGUGACUACACGACUGUUUUCUGACAUUUUGUGAGUUUGCUGUACACUGCUGCUGUUCAGGAUACUUGUACAUACUGCGACCAAACAUUGGGGAUGAUCUGAUCGCUUUACAGAGAUCAACUAGGAAAAAGAACUUCAGCAAUGAGUUCCCACAGAGUGUCGUCUGUCGUGUCACGACUGCUCAACGGAAACAAGAAGGGCAAAAAGACAGAAAGUGUGAGUCCGACUUCUGCCUCCGGACUCAAAUACCCGCAGCUGGAAAAGUUAGAAGAAGUGAAACCCAAAAAGAAAAAGUCAAAGUCCGUGUCGUGCUUUGUCGGAGAGUCAGGGUCACCUCGUGGGUCAACUGAAAACCUGCAGUGCAUCGAGCAGAUCGACACUGAGAAACUUACGCAUGCGCAAAAUGGCCGCAAAACACAACCCCCUGCAUCCUGUUUUGUGGAAACUUCUGUACCGCUCGUCGAGAUAUCAUCCGUGAAGACCAUCGAGAAGCCGAAACCACUGCCGCGGAAACUCAAAUACACUCAGCGCCCGGCAUCUUGCGUGGUUGAGUCACUCUCUCAGCCUUUGCUUGCUUCGACCGGAAGUUCACUGCAGACCCUGUCAGAGUUGACCUUCCAGCAGGAAAGAGGUGAAAGUGGCAGCUUUUCUUCUUUGUCGCCCCAACCAUCUCAUCGGUACGAACAGAAGCGCAUUAACUACGACCUGAAAUCGUAUUUUCCACCAGCGAACUUCACCAACCCAAAGCCCAGCCCCAGGUCGAUGUGCGCUCUGACGUGUGACGUAGAUGUUACCCGGGCGACGACUGAUGGAGAACCUCCGGCAAGAAGUCCUUCCCUGCUCCCCACCUUGGAUCCACGCGAAGCAGUCUCCACUCCCCGUGACGAGGAGUCCGCGUGCCUUCUUCCCCGGGUGCGCGCACAUCCUCUAGGGCGUUCUCAGCCCCUGCCCAUCCUCCGCACCUUCCAAGUCGCAGGAUCAACUGUGUGCUUCUACAGAAUUUGUUGAUCACGUGAAGGAGACCUUAGAGGAUCUCAGCAUCUCCCCACCUAAGCCCACCUUCCAUUUCAUCCAGCGACCAAGAGCCACCCACAACAACCACAAGCUGUACAAGUCCACUGAUAUGCUGGCCACGCUGGAACAGUCUCGAUACCCCAUCUCCCCCUCUUCUACCCGACCUUUGUCCUGCUUCUCCGACGAGUCCGGUUACCUCAGCAACGACACGCCGACCCCGCCGGCCUUCUUCGGCGGUCUCUCGGCGUCCAUGGGCGACAUCUACCAUGCUCUGGACAUCGACGAGGCGGCCGUGGCGGACGACGAGUUGAGUUUUAGACGGGGUGGCAGCUUCCGGAAGGCACACUCGGUGUCCAGUCUCCUCCGCACCGACAGCAUCCAGGACCGCUCGCUGACGGUCAUGCGCAAACGGCGGCUGCGGAUGAAGAGUAAGCGCCAGAGCUCCGCGCACUACUCGUCCACGGAAACGGACGAAGGAGAAGCCGAUGUCAAGGACUCCUCCUCCUUGCUGGCCAACGCAGAUGACGCCAACGACUACCUGCUCGCUAGUGACCCCAGGAGUCACCAGGUGGCCGACGGGAAAGUGCUGACCCCAAGAACCCGGAGCUCAGUCUCGCGCCUGCACAGCAUGCAGAUGAAGGCUUGGGAAAUCAGACUGAGGAGAAAGCAGAUGAGCAGGCGCAAGAAGAGCACCGACGACCUCCACAGGCUUGAGACCUUGGUCUGAACACUGUCAUCCAGUGACAAUCUCAUUUCUAUCAAGUGACAGGCUUGAGACCUUGGGUUGAUAAAAAUCGUUUUCCCCACAUUACAACAUCCAUACUGAACACUAUUAUUAAUGUUUAGGACAUUUUGAAGACAAUUGAAAAAAUCGUUUCUUAAGACUGCCACAAUGCUUGAUAUACUUUUGAUAUUGUUUUAUUUUUGUUGACCACGUGAGUCAUUUUAAAAUAUUUGGUUAACAUAAAUGUUUAUGACAAUUUUCAUGGAUCAUAUUCUUGAACAGCUUCAUGAGCAAUGCGCAGGGCAGUAUUAAUUAAUAUCUAUCUUUGCCUCUCAAACAUUAGUUUAUCCUGCACAUUUGUUUUUGUGAAACAGAAAAUGUAACAGACGAACCUGUCUGGUUAGAUAAUUUCUAUUUUACAAUUUACGACACUUUAACAGUAAUCACUAAUGAAACAUCACCAUUUCUACAGGUUGGAGAUAUAUAUUAUUCGAUUUAUUAUAACCAUUCUCAAGAUUAUCACACCCUCAGCCGAUGAAAACAACGAAGAGUGGUUAAAGAAACAUUGAUUACAGCAACAACAACAAAAUACAGAUAAAAGAUGAGCAACUAUUAGCAUGAAGAAGGUAUUAAUCUGACAAGACCAUUUUCUGUUUAAGAAGAAUUUUACAAGUUGAAAAUGUGGUUCUCAGAUUGAAAGCGUGAGAAUAGUAUUAUUAUUUUUGUAUAAAUUCGAAUAAAUUGACAACUUUUUUGGUAAAAUUA